CUAGUCGAAAGAUUUGGGCUCAACACACUCUUGGUUCGAGGUGUCAUAGAUACAAGUAGAGCACAGCAAAAAGAGAUCCCUUUGCGAAGCAGUACCGUAGGCACCACCACACAUCUAUAGGAUACAAUGAAGAACUUUCUGUUUCUCUCCUUUCUCUUGGCGGCAAACCAUGGCGCCGAUGCCUGGACCGUUGGACCAAGACCAUCCACCAAGUCAGUUGCCACAAAGACCGAGAAGCCCCAUAAUGGAUGGGUAGCAGCAGCCGCCGCAGCAACACUCACUUUGGCAACCAUCACGACUCCUAUUGCGUCGGCCACUACCGUUGACCAGCCUCUCUCUCUUGACCAACACCCAACCAUGUUGGUGGCUGCUGCUGGAGCCUAUCAAGCUGAAGAAAGCUACAUGUCCACGGAUCUUUCCAUGCCCACAUACAACACUGAGAACUCGGCUGAUUUGAUAAAAGCAGAAAAACCCGUCAAAGAGGCCGCUCCCAAAAAAGCUGCGUCACUUACGAAACAGAAGAAUAGGGCUCCCAGAGCCGGUACAGCCGAAGAAAGCCCUGCUGCUCGGGAGCGUCGUUUGCAGAGAGAAGCCGAAGAAGAUGCUCGUGCUGCUGAAAAGGCUGCCAAAGACGCAGAAAAAGAGGCGAUAGUUGCGGCACGCAAACAGGCUGACUUUGAAAAAGCCGCCGCUGCCAAGCAAGCAAAGUUGGACAAGCAGGCCAAGAGGCUGGAACAACGAGGCAAAGUUGCCACACUAGAAUAAGGUGCACAGCCAGCUGCUAGCUGAGGCCGAGUUUAAAGGCCGCUUGUGAUAAUGGUGGACUUCAACCUGCCUCAAUAGAAGAAAAGAAACCCGGGCAACCUAACAAAAGAGUAGACUGAGAAUCCUUUUAUUUUU
Seminavis robusta is the source of this 900-nucleotide messenger RNA. Lineage: Eukaryota; Bacillariophyta; Bacillariophyceae; Naviculales; Naviculaceae. The record is from the annotation of a GenBank genome assembly.